Molecule: messenger RNA, 2268 nt
Organism: Pisolithus orientalis
Lineage: Eukaryota; Fungi; Basidiomycota; Agaricomycetes; Boletales; Pisolithaceae
Exons: 2
Coding region: 1-2268 (755 amino acids)
Biological process (GO): ubiquitin-dependent endocytosis
Cellular component (GO): cytoplasm; cytosol; plasma membrane
Molecular function (GO): protein-macromolecule adaptor activity; ubiquitin protein ligase binding
Source: RefSeq, a predicted model, not a curated record
AUGGCCUUUUCCCUAACCAGACCUCCCUCUCCAUCGCACGAGCUACAUAACUCGUCCAAUGUCGAUGAUACCCUCUCUUCCGCGCUCCACGCUGCCCUCUCCGGCUUCGUUCCCAACUCGUCUGCCCACUCGCAUUCGACAGAUCACGACAUGGGCAGGGACAAAGAACGGUCAGGCAUAGAUAUUGUGGUCGAUGCCAGCUGUAUCACGGUCAGAGGAACGGGCGGGGAGGUCCAACCCGCCCUCCUCUCUGGCCACGUCGCGUUGAAUCUUACCGAGUCAACUUCCAUCAAAGAGAUCACCCUCCAGUUUAGGGGUAAAGUCAGGCUUCCUGCCCCUAUGAGUGAACAGCGAGCAUUAAAUAAUUCACCUCAGACGUACGCUAUCUGUACGCACGAUUGGUCGUUUUUAGAAGGCGAGAAACGCCACAGUCAUACCCUGAAGGCUGGUCGCCACUUGUUUCCAUUCCAGUUGCAACUCGGCGGGUCGCUGCCAUCCAGUGUGGCGACCACUGCACAUGGCGGCGUGAUCGUUUCAUAUAAGCUCAGGGCGGUCGCUGUGCGACCCGGCUUAGCCCAUAACCUGCAUGCUACUAUACCUAUUUUCCUACUGCAUUCAUUUGCACCGGACGCUCUCGAGUUUCAGCAGACACUCGAGAUCGAGAACAGUUGGCCCGAAAAACUCAUGUAUUCGAUCGUGUUGCCCCACAAGGUCUGGGCCAUCGGUGACAUACUCACAGUAGUCGUCAAAUUUUCACCGUUGGCAAAGGGCGUACGCGUGCUAACGGUGCUUACUCAGAUAACUGAGAUCACGAAAGUGCACUGUCGUGGAGCCACGCAGGAACACACCCGGAGGAUCGUGUCUGCCGAACACACAUUUUCUGGUGAAAGGGCAAUUCCAAAGCGUGAGCAGCAUUAUGGUGAACCUGCACCGGUGGUGCAAGGUUCGGGUACUCCAUCGCCACCCGGUGGACCAUCUAACGAAGAUCACACGAGUCCUGGAUCAAUAGUGGGCCAGAACGAUGCUUCGUUGUCUGUCAGGUCUCCGGUUUCGGGGAGAUUCUCUUCCUCCCUUGACGCUCCUCCCCCAGUUCUGCCAUCGGCACCUGGGGAGUCACCUUCUGCGGGGGUGGUUGAUGCAGAGGUAGAUCAGAUGGGCCCCGCCGAUGUGGUUACGCAACUUUCCCUUACUAUACCUCGGUCUGCGACGCCGUCGCAUUUAUUGGAACCCAUCACGGUCAGCCAUCGAAUACGAUGGUCUAUCCUCAUGUCAAACCUGGACGGGCAUACAUCUGAGUUGCGGUGUUCGCUCCCAAUCCACAUCUUGGACCACCGUCUUCUCGAUGAAUCGCGUGCUAAUUGUGCAACUACCCGUCGCCUCAUCCUUGGUGGAUCCGAGAUUCCCCUUCAGGAAGAGCAAGAUGCGGAACUACCAAGCUAUUCCUCCCACGUGCGGGACCGUGUCCCCGACGUAUACCACCGCGAAGUGCGACUGACGAAUCACCCAGGGGCGCAGCCGAGCGAAGGAUAUUGGAGCCCGCCAAUACCCGGAUCUCCUAGGGCUCCGAUGAUUCCUCACCUGCCAUACGUCCCUCAGGCAGAAGAAAAUACCUCACUUGAGUGGAUCAACUCUGAGCUACUGCUCUCUAUGUCGCGGGACGCAUCCUCGCAAACUCCUAAUCACCCCUCCUCCUCGCAUUCGGAAGGGAGUAGCCGGGCUGCCAGUCACCCAAGCUCGAGGCUAGUGAGUCGUCGUGGAAGCCGGGCGUCCAGUCCAGAGCGACAUUUGACAAUGACCUCCAUUUCGGGGACGAGCGUUGGUGGUGGGCCCGGCAGUAAUUCGCCAUCCUGUGAGACGCACGUGCACAGUAGCCAAGCAAGUCGGUCCCUCCCAGGGAUUUUCAGCGUGACGAUGAAACCUAUGGCGCAUGGAUGGCGACCGUCGCGUUCUAGUUCGUAUUCAAACAUCGCCAACGCGUUGUCGUCAUCGUCGUCCGCGAUUUCUACCUCACCGUCGGGUCCAACGGGACAUUACGCUCAUGCGAUAUUGCCAUCAGUCCCUGUGGUAGCCUCCCCGGCCGCUGAGGUGACUGCCUCAAUGACCGAGUCAAGGAUGCGCGCGCUAACAGAGGUGCCUGAUUACGGGGCAUCUGCUAGUGGGGUCAUUGGGGGCGUACCACCACUGACAAGUAUGCAAGGCUUGCCCUCGUACGAGGAAGCUGAGAGGAGUUCGGGACAUGAAUCGGGCGAGAUGACGUCGCUCCACUAG